Messenger RNA from Myzus persicae (green peach aphid), 3057 nucleotides. RefSeq lists its product as uncharacterized. The transcript has 6 exons. The coding region runs from base 1159 to 1692 and encodes 177 amino acids. The record is from RefSeq and is a predicted model, not a curated record. Lineage: Eukaryota; Metazoa; Arthropoda; Insecta; Hemiptera; Aphididae.
AUUGGUGUUGUGAUUAUGAUAAAAAAUUAUUGUAUUAAUAAACAUAUAACAAUAUCGAAAAUGCUCAUCUACACAGACCGCGACAAAACUAUUUUAAUCCUAUUCUGUAGAAUUACUCAUACAUUGCCCUACGACAUCAACGACGGCAAAAAAAGUACAUUUAUAUAGUAUAAUAAUAAUGAUUCCACAUUAAAGGAUUUGUUUUCAAUAAAAACGGAAUGUUAGGUAGAAGUCUGAAAUGACAGUUGCUAGAAACUGAGAUUCAACUUACUGAAAAAUUUAGGUUCCGCCAAAAAACUUUGGAGUUUGGAUUUAUAGUUAAUUGUAUUUUAUUAAUAUUUAUAUAUAUGGUAUAGUACUAGGGGUGUGUGAGGGGCAUAGUCCCUCACGCGUCCGUUGCCCCCAAGAUUUGUUUGGUGCUUAAGCCCCCCCAAUAUUUUCGGGUGAAUUGCGCCUAUGAGUAGUAUAGUCUGUCUUACGAGAAAAAGGUACCGCGUCUCGACGAAAUCGGUUCAUUAUUGCGUAUUAACCAUAGAUAAUAAAGAUAUGGAUAGGCCACGCCUAUGUUAAAUACAUUUGAGGCCGCGUUCCCGGAGGGGAAGGCAAUUGAGGCUCCUUUAUAUUGAUAGUCGAUACUCAAUAUAGGUAUACUUUAUUUGGCCUCAAUUGUUCCCCUCGAAGACCGCUGAUAAGACCAAUAUGACCUAUCCAUAUCUUUAUUAUCUAUGGUAUUAACCCACACCCAUGGCUAUAGAUAUCUAUAGCCAUGGUCACGAUGUAUGUGAUAUCUUCUUUACAUCGUGAUUGUGGAGCGGGCACAGUCGAGUGAUAAGCACGUCUUAUGCGUCUUUUAUUUUAAAUUGUAAUAUCAAAUCAACAACAUUUUGCCGUCACUCGCCAACUUUUUUGUGCGUCUAAAUAGUUUUCAUUUAAAUUACAAUGCCAAGCUGUAGUCUGUGUGGUAGAACUCAAAACUCUAAGAGCAGAGAGAAACAAAUUACUUUUCACAGGUAUCCAAAAUGUCCAGAGAUCCGUGAAAAAUGAAUUGAGUUCAGUAGAAGCUAUGAUGAGCAUAAAAGCAUAAUAGUGAAUGAAAAAAAUGUUGUGUGUUCUGCUCAUUUUGUGGCUGACUCCUUAAAUGUGUAUAAUAAAAGUACUAUGUUGAAAUCUACAGCUAUACCAUCAUUAAUAAUUAAACGUGUUCGUUAUGGUAAAUUAGAUUAUCCCGAGAUAACAACAAAUUUGCAUUCUGAUGAGAAACAAAAAGUGGAUGAUAUGGAGGAUAUUGCUUGUAGUUGCUCUAGUAUCAUUUCAAAUCCUCCUAAGGAACCUGAAAUGGAUAGAGUUGAGUGUUUGAAAUUAAGUAGUUCUAAUGGUAAAAUUGCAAACGCCAAUGACAGUCCAGUAUCUAAGUCAAUAUCUAAGUCCAGUAACAUCUUUAAUAAAGAAUCGUCAACCAAGGUAAAUGGAAAUAUAUUUGUUGAAGCCAGUGUCGUAGAAGACAACGAAACACCCAGAAGACAAUUUCUGAAACGAGGAAUUUCGGUCUUAGCUAAUGACACCAAUUUGAAAUCAAAAAAAAUUAAAAUGUUGAAUCAAACAAUUAGAAGCCAAAGAAAAACAAUUGUAUCUUUAAAAUGCAUAAUUUCAAACCUUGAAGAUCACAAUUUAACACGUUCACUGCCACAGUGAUUUUCUAAUCUGGUGACGCACGCAGCGUAUCUACGGAUAACAUAUGUGGGACAAUAAAAGAAUAAAAAAAAAACGCGGGAAACAAAAAACAGACUGAAAAGAAAUUUCUGUUAAUAUGUUCUGAAAAGCCUAAUAAAUAAUAAAGCAAUGCCGCUAUGGCCAAAUUAUUAUAGUAGGGUAUUUUCAAUAUGCACUGUGACGAUCAUGGAUCGGCAGUGGCUAGAAGAGCCCUACUACCAACAGUGAUCCGUAAUCUGCAGUGGAGGUGACCGUGUUAAUGAACAAAGACACAUCAACAUUAUGAUCGGAUAAUUUUGGUUUUAUUAUGAAGAUUGGCCAACUCUUAACAAUUUCAAUUUUCAUUUAUGCUUUAAACAAUGUCAUAGGAUGUUUAUAAUUACAUGCGUUCCAUUUUGCGAUGAAGAAUAUCAGUUACCUGUCCGUGUACAAAUGCAAUAGAAAGCAGCUUGUAAAAUAUUCUUAACUAAAAACCUUAUGUUUUGGAACCAUUGAAGUGUUCAUUUGUUAAGAUAUGGAAUUAACUAAAAAUUGAACAUAUGAGAUCAACGUAAAAUAUCAGAAUUGAACUAUCUAAAUAUAAAUACUGUUUUGAAGUGAGUUAGUAAGUUUAGUCGGGAUCAAACUAGCAUGGAUAUUUCUAAAAAAGUCAACAGUAGUUAAUAAUAAUUAUUAAUUGGAUAAUAAAUUAAAUUAUGAAAGCUUCAACAAUUUUCAUAAACUGAAAUGAUUGUAAAUAUCUUAGUAAAUAAUACAUUGCCCACUAACGACUUAGAAUUCCUAGUUUUGAGAAAAAUUGGGAAUCAUUUGAUACCAUAGUGGUAUCAAACAUGUGCCCCGUUGCUUGUAAGGCCUGUAAACGCUUUAGCGUGGUUCUCAAUUUUUCUCAAAAAAUCAUGAGAAUAUUGGAAAUAAAAUGUAGAAACGUCAAUAUUUUCAAAAAAAUGAACUCUACAAAAUGGCUAUAAAUAAUUAAAUAAAAAUGUAUGUAUUGUAACUUUUUACCAAAAUAUUAAAAUAAAUUAGAAAAAAGGAAAUAUUUGUAGUUCUUUCCCCAAUGAGUCUUAAUAAAAAACCAGAAUUAUGAUGUAUUAUAUAUAUUUUAUCAUUAUAUCAGAAGAUAUCGCAAUGGGUAAAUCCUCACGAGACACCUGUAUUUGUACUCAACAUAUUUUCUAAUUUUUAUUUUAUUGAAUACUUUUUUUUAAUUAGUUACUUUAAAUGUUUUAGUUAUCAUUUAAAUAUUGUUGACUAUGUAUAUUUCUGUAUGUUUAAUAUGGUAUAUUGUUAUUUUAAAUCAUAAUGACUUACUUAAAGACCAUAACAAUACAUACAUGUAUUUUUAUA